AAAACAUAUAAAGUGAAUAGAUAAAAAGUAUAUCUUUAGUGAUUGAUAAUACAUCAUUGCAUCGAAAUUAUAUACAAGUAUUUUAAUAAGUUCUAGUAUUCCAGGAAAUUUGUUAAAAGAAUUUUUUCCAUAUAAAUGGAGUCUUUUUUUUAUGAUAAAUGUUGUUUUUUUUUUCUUAUGCUUUAUGUCAUUAUAUCAGAAUAUGGGCGACUAAAAAAUGCAUUUUUAGCAAAAAAAUGGUUUGAAACUUUAUUUCCACUGCUUACAAAUCAAUUUGUGCAGGUUGGUAUAAAAAGAAAUGAUCCUAUGCCUUUACAUAUUCGAGAUCCUGGCUAUUUUAUUUCAUAUGCAACUGGUCGCAUUCAUAUUGCAUAUUUAUAUAUUCAAUUUAAGUUUCUAGUACGUCAAAACUUUUUAUCAUUUAUUAGACAAGUAGUUGUCGGGUUUUUUUCAGAUAAUCCUAUGCCUCAUGACCGUUUAUAUAUUGAUAUGAUUGUUGAAGAUCAUGUUUUUGAUGCAUGUGUAUUUGCAGUUGUGAAUAAGUCAAAAAUGCGUUGGUUGCGUGAAAAAUAUUAUAAUCUGUCAUUUACUUGUGUAAUGGAAUUACCAAUAUUACCAGAAACAUAUGUUGUAAUGUCGGAAUUCUGUGAAAUUGCAUCUAUUCUGUUGGAAAAUAAUGAAAGCUUUAUUCAAUGUAUAAAAACGCCUGAUGUUGUAUUGGAAUAUUUAAUUGUAAGUGACCUGCCUAUUAAAUGUCCAAAAAGUCCGGAUCAAACAUAUCAAAAAACUGUUUCGUUUUGUGUAAAAUUACCAUCAUUAUGUUAUUCUCAACAAGUUGCUUGUAUUUUUAGUGAAUGUAUCGCAUUUGUUGAUUUGCUAGCUGGAAGAGCACAUUGGAGAUCCAAUAUUUCCCAAAAGCUUAAAAGUAUUCGUGAAGAAGCAAACAAAAAACUUAAGAAACGUCAAGAUGAAGAAAAACUAGCGAAUGCAUUAAAGAAAAAGUCUGAAAAAGAUAAACAAAAAAAAGAGCGUAUUCGAAAUCUUAGCUCCCAGGAACAGCGAAAGUAUUUGGAUAAAGAACGAGAGAGAAAAUAUAAAAAACUAUUUAAAGUGAUAAAAGCCUAA
Messenger RNA from Pneumocystis murina B123, 1125 nucleotides. RefSeq lists its product as hypothetical. Gene Ontology annotation, molecular function: calcium ion binding. The transcript is spliced from 4 exons. The coding region runs from base 136 to 1125 and encodes 329 amino acids. NCBI's taxonomy places the organism in Eukaryota, Fungi, Ascomycota, Pneumocystomycetes, Pneumocystales, Pneumocystaceae. The record is from RefSeq and is a predicted model, not a curated record. Gene Ontology annotation, biological process: endoplasmic reticulum calcium ion homeostasis. Gene Ontology annotation, cellular component: endoplasmic reticulum.